This is a messenger RNA of Erythranthe guttata (spotted monkey flower), 2996 nucleotides long. RefSeq names its product potassium transporter 2 (gene KT2). NCBI's taxonomy places the organism in Eukaryota, Viridiplantae, Streptophyta, Magnoliopsida, Lamiales, Phrymaceae. Gene Ontology annotation, molecular function: potassium ion transmembrane transporter activity. Gene Ontology annotation, biological process: potassium ion transmembrane transport. The record is from RefSeq and is a predicted model, not a curated record. Gene Ontology annotation, cellular component: plasma membrane.
UUAAUUAUGCUUUUUUUAUCUGAUUUGAUUCUAUAAUUUAUUACUCCCCUUUUGAACUUGAGAAAGAAAAAAGAGAGGUAAAAGUGAUGAUAUUGUUACAACUUUUAAGCUUUUGAUUGGAUUAAUGUAGAAAAAUAGAAAAAGGGUUUGUAUUAUUUUAUUCAUUUAGGACAACCCAAUUGCCCAAAGGGCACUUUCUCCUUUACCACACUGUCUUAAUAUUAUAUUUAGUAGUGCGUGUUUCUUGAAAUAUAGUUUUUUUUCUUUUUUCCUUUUUUCCUGGGUUUCUCUUUCACCAAGUGUUGGUUUUAUUACAUUCUUCUCAUUCUUCGAGCUUUGGUUGGAAUUUUGUCUUCUUGGUUUUUGUCAGUGAGAAAGAAUCUGCACCUACUAUGGAUCUUGGCUGUGGAAACUGCUGGAGAGAUUCAAAGAGAAAAGAUUCUUGGAAAACAACUAUGCUGUUAGCAUACCAGAGCCUCGGUGUAGUGUACGGCGACCUCAGCAUUUCGCCUCUCUAUGUGUACAAGAGCACGUUCGCCGAAGACAUUCAUCACUCCGAAACAAACGAGGAAAUCUUCGGUGUUCUUUCCUUCGUUUUUUGGACACUAACUCUAGUCCCACUCUUCAAAUACGUUUUCGUAGUCCUUCGAGCCGAUGACAACGGAGAGGGUGGUACUUUUGCUCUGUAUUCGUUAAUAUGCAGGCAUGCGAAAGUUAGCCUUCUCCCAAAUCGACAAGUUGCAGAUGAAGCUCUUUCCACUUAUAAAAUGGAGCAGCCGCCACACACGAAGAAUAGCUCGAGGCUUAAAUCGGUGCUCGAAAAUCACAAAUCGUUGCACACUGCGUUAUUGAUUUUGGUUUUGUUGGGCACUUGUAUGGUUAUUGGAGAUGGUCUACUCACUCCGGCAAUAUCAGUUUUUUCUGCGGUUUCCGGUCUUGAGUUAUCGAUGUCGAAGGAGCACCACCAAUAUGCAAUGGUCCCGAUAACAUGCUUUAUAUUAGUGUGCCUAUUUGCCUUGCAACACUACGGGACCCACCGAGUGGGUUUCUUCUUUGCGCCGAUAGUGUUGGUUUGGUUGUUAUGCAUAAGCGCACUCGGCUUGUACAAUAUAUUCUAUUGGAAUCCGCACGUUUAUCAAGCUCUUUCCCCAACUUACAUGAUCAAGUUUCUCAAGAAAACCGGAAAAGGCGGAUGGAUGUCUCUUGGUGGUAUUCUUUUGUGCAUCACAGGAUCUGAAGCAAUGUUUGCUGAUCUCGGCCAUUUUUCGUAUGCAGCAAUCCAGAUUGCUUUCACCUUUUUGGUAUAUCCAGCCCUAACUUUGGCAUACAUGGGUCAAGCGGCUUACUUAUCGAAGCACCAUCAUACAAUUCACAGUAUCGGCUUUUACGUAUCGGUUCCAGAGAGCGUAAGGUGGCCGGUACUAACGGUAGCGAUACUAGCGUCGGUCGUGGGCAGUCAAGCAAUCAUUAGCGGAACAUUCUCGAUAAUCAACCAGAGCCAAUCGCUCGGUUGUUUUCCGAGGGUCAAAGUCGUUCACACCUCCGAAAAAAUACACGGUCAGAUUUACAUACCCGAGAUCAAUUGGAUGCUCAUGAUCCUCUGCAUCGCUGUCACUAUCGGAUUCCGUGACAUCAAACACAUGGGCAACGCAUCCGGAUUGGCCGUAAUGGCGGUGAUGCUCGUGACGACUUGCUUGACAUCACUAGUAAUCAUCCUGUGUUGGCACAAACCUCCACUCGUCGCGUUGGCCUUUCUCCUCUUCUUCGGAUCCAUUGAAUUGUUGUACUUUUCCGCCUCACUAAUUAAGUUUCUAGAAGGCGCGUGGCUACCGAUACUACUAGCCCUCUUCCUCGUCACCGUCAUGUUCGUUUGGCACUACGCUACGGUGAAAAAGUACGAAUACGACCUCCACAACAAGGUGUCUUUAGAAUGGCUAUUAGCCCUAGGCCCUAGCUUAGGCAUAGCUAGGGUUCCGGGAAUCGGCCUCGUUUUCACCGAUCUCACCUCGGGCAUUCCCGCCAAUUUCUCCCGCUUCGUCACCAAUCUACCCGCCUUCCAUAGAAUACUCGUAUUCGUCUGUAUAAAAUCGGUCCCCGUUCCGUUCGUGCCGUCGGCCGAGCGGUACCUGGUGGGCCGCGUGGGCCCCGCGGCCCACCGCUCGUACCGGUGCAUCGUCCGGUACGGGUACCGCGACGUCCACCAGGACGUCGACUCCUUCGAGUCCGAGCUCGUCUCCCGCCUCACCGACUUCAUCCGCUACGACUGGCACAAGGAGGCGCGCGGCGGCAGCGGGGCCCACGACCAGGACGGUGUGUCCCACUCCGGUGCCUCAUCGUCGUCGGGCGAGUGCCGAUUGGCCGUGAUAGGGACCGUGUCGUUCUCCGGCGCGCCGGCGUUCGAGAUAGAGGACAGCGUGGGGCCCGCGAGCGUCUCCGUCGAUUUUCCGACGGUGGACAGCAUGGCUGACGUGAUCGAGGUGGUGGGCCCCACGGAGAGGAGGGUGAGGUUCGAGGUGGGGCCCACGGAGAUGGGGUCGUCGGCGGCGGAGAUGGAAUUCAUGUUGAGGGAGGAGCUGCAGGAUCUGCACGAGGCGCAACAGGCAGGGACCGCGUUCAUAAUGGGGCACUCGCACGUGCGGGCGAAGCAAGGCUCGUCGGUGAUGAAGAGGCUGGCGAUCAAUUUGGGGUAUAACUUCCUUGGGAGGAAUUGUAGGGGAGCUGACGUGUCACUCAAGGUUCCUCCGGCCUCUCUUCUUGAAGUUGGCAUGGUUUAUAUUGUGUAAGAAAUAUUAAAUAUGAAUAUGAGUUAUGACCACUAACUGUUUAUUAUUUAUUAGUACAGUUGUUGUUGUAUGUAAAAGUGGAAAUGUGAAUGUGUGGGGAAAGCUGAUUUUUCCAAAUUUUACUGAGGAAUUUUGUUGCUUCAUCCUGUCAUGUCUUGUAAAUCUGAAAUACUCUGUUUUUGUGCAAUUAAUUUUGUCUUCUGACUUUUGUUC